AUGUUGGCCCAAACUGGACUUGUUUUGGUUAUUGGGGGAGGAGACGGUGGUGUUCUACGUGAGGUGUCCCGCCAUUCUUCUGUUGAGCAGAUAGACAUCUGUGAGAUUGAUAACAUGGUAGUUGAUGUUUUGGUUAUUGGGGGAGGAGACGGUGGUGUUCUACGUGAGGUGUCCCGCCAUUCUUCUGUUGAGCAGAUAGACAUCUGUGAGAUUGAUAACAUGGUAGUUGAUGUGUCUAAACAAUUUUUCCCUGACGUAGCUGUUGGAUAUGAGGAUCCCCGUGUAAUGCUCCACAUUGGUGAUGGAGUUGCAUUUUUGAAGGCUGUGCCCGAAGGAACUUAUGAUGCAGUUAUAGUGGAUUCUUCUGAUCCAAUAGGUCCAGCGCAAGAGCUUUUCGAGAAGCCUUUCUUUGAGUCGGUAGCAAAGGCACUUCGCCCUGGUGGGGUUAUGUGUACCCAGGCUGAAAGCAUAUGGCUUCACAUGCACAUCAUUGAAGAUAUUGUCGCAAACUGUCGCCAGAUAUUCAAAGGCUCUGUCAACUAUGCAUGGACUACAGUCCCUACAUAUCCAAGGCAUGCACUUUGA
Messenger RNA from Ilex paraguariensis (yerba mate), 585 nucleotides. NCBI's taxonomy places the organism in Eukaryota, Viridiplantae, Streptophyta, Magnoliopsida, Aquifoliales, Aquifoliaceae. The record is from the annotation of a GenBank genome assembly.